Bombina bombina (fire-bellied toad) is the source of this 10836-nucleotide messenger RNA. It is a transcript of the gene PRR12, whose product is annotated as proline rich 12. Lineage: Eukaryota; Metazoa; Chordata; Amphibia; Anura; Bombinatoridae. The transcript has 14 exons. The record is from RefSeq and is a predicted model, not a curated record. Bases 347 to 7981 code for a protein of 2544 amino acids.
CUGCCUUCCUCUCCCCUCCCCCUUUGUACAGUUCACUGAAAUGUAUUCUGGGAAGCUGAAAUAGACACAUAGAGAGGCUGCAAAUAUGGCUGCACCAUGAAAAAACAAACAAAAUACAAUUGCAAUCCAGAGAAAGAGGGGCUGUUAAAUCAGCCUUCUAGGGGCUGAUCACUUCACCAGUGGGCUCUCCAGGAGAAGAGACCCACUAAAAGAUCUUGUUUUGUAUUUGAUUUAUAUUGUUUGGUGGAUCAGGGAAGAGAGGGGAGAGCAAAGAAAGGAAGCAGAGACCAGAAGGGCGAAAUAUAAAAAGAACAAAAAUUAAAUCCCCAGUACAACAAAGAGUUUAAUGGAUAGAAAUUAUCCAGCCGCUGGCUUUGGUGAUCCUUUGGGUGCUGGUUCAGGAUGGAGCUACGAAAGAACGGCAAAAGCGAGUUUGGUUUAUGGAAGCUCAAGAGGCUCCCACCCAGAAACAGAUAUUUUGCACAGACAGGCGUAUGCAACACCACACCCUUUACAGGGCUACGCUACCAACCACCAUCCAGCAGGAUUGUCAGGGCUGUUUGAGACUGGUCUCCAUCAUGCCAGCAGUGCAACCCCGGAUGCAUCGGUUAUGAAUCUUAUCUCUGCCCUGGAAUCAAGAGCCCCUCAACCAGGUCCCUCAGCCUCUUCCUUGCUCUCUCAGUUUCGCACACCCUCAUGGCAGACAGCCAUGCACACACCUGCCCCAGCAGAGCUAUUUAUAUCUGGAGCUAUUCCAGGAUCCGGUACUUUUCCAUCAUCUUCUGCCCUUUCUGCUUAUCAACAUCCGGCAUCUUUUAGCAGUAGAAGCUUCCCUGUAACAUCUUCCUUAACACUUCAAGAUGCCACCUUUAGCCCCACUUCAAAUGGACUCCUUUCUCCUCAUGAUCCUCUCCUCCACAUAAAAACUUCACAGUCCUCAGUACCCUCUUCCUUGAGUUUUGACCGUCUUGGUAGCACAGUUUUAGGGACUGGGUUAUCAUCUCAGAGCUCAGCUUACCGUAGUGCUCAAGAAUCAGCAUCACGUCACCUUCCUUCUCAGUUCAACCUGCUCUCCUCCUCCCUCGGUCCUUCAGAACAAACAUCGCAAUUAUACAAUGCCUCUGUGUUUUCAAGUUCUCCUUCUUCAAUCGAGAGGGCAAUGCCCAGACAAGACAGCGUCAUUAAGCACUACCAGCGGCCCUCUAGUGCUCAGUCCCAGCUUCCCUCAGCUGCCGCAGCUGCACAUUCACUGCAGCACUAUUUAAGUUGUGGAGGCAGUUACCAGCAAAUGCAGCAUCGUUCUUCUUUGUCUUGCAGCCCAUUAGGGGACCAGUCACCUGUUAGCAGUGAAGGGUCACAGCAGAAAAAUUCACAAUCCCGCCAAGAACAGUCUCAGAGCUACAGACCAAUAAUUCAAUCCCCUGGAUACUCCACCUCUUCAUCUUCCAACAAGUCUAAAAGUUACUCUGCUUCUAGGCAGACUCCCCGUUCCACCGCCACUCCAAAGUGCCAAAGCAUUUCUACCACUGGACAGACACACAAUUACUCCUCCUCCACUCCAAAGCCCAGUUCUGUUAUUGCUAGCCAGUCUCAGGCCUACUCCCCUGGACAGCCCCAAAAUCUUCUUUCUAUGACACAGUCACAAAGCUAUUCAGUUACUCAAUCCCAGAACCUUUCUGCUGUAACUCAGUCACAAGGAUUUACUUCAAGCCAAGCCCAAGAUCUAACUAGUGGGAGCAAGUCUCAAAGCUAUACAACAAGCCAGUCACAAGGUUUGCAGACAUGUGUGAGCCAAAAUCAAACAUACUCUCCAGAGCAAUUGCAGGGGUUAUCAAGUUAUAGUGUGCAAACAGAGCCUCAUGUCAGUCAAGCUCAGAAUUAUGUUCCUGCUCAUUCCCAGGGUUUACCAACUGCUAGCCCAUCUCUCAGUUACAGUACUGGUCAUUCUCCUGCAAUGUCCAGUCAUGGCCAGUCUAUUGGUUAUUCUUCAGUCAGCCAUGCUCAAAAUUUAGCAGAUUCUAGUCCUUCUCAGAUAAUUAGGCCAUUACAAUCACCAACAUCAAAUCGGUCUCAAAGUGUAGCUUCCCCUGGACAGUCUCAAAAGUACUUGACUUCAGUGCUUUCACCUUCUUUCAUGCAGGCGUCUCAUUCACAAAGUUAUCAGAAUUCCCAGCCCAGCCUAGAAAGAACAUCUUCCUACAGCAAACCAAAAUCAGAUUCAGACCUUCUGUCUACAGAAAGGACGGAUGAUGAAGACUUCCUCAUUCAACACCUACUUCAGUCUCAGAGUCCCCCACGAGUCUCCUCAGAGAGUUUAGUGGAGUGUGAAGAAAGAUCAAAUAAAUCAAUGGGCUAUGAGAUGAGUAAAACAGAGGAGAGGUAUCACUUACAAAGUGUUAUAAGGACUAAUUCAAACCUUGACAACCAAGGGUUGGAGUUGUCUUUACAGGGCUUAAAGGAUAAGAAAAAAGGAGACCGGCAUAAGGAAUAUUCUAAUACAAGGUCAACUCCAGAAUCCCUGGGUACUUCUGUUGUCCAUUACAGUCAUCAGACUGGCCCAAUGGAUUCCUUUACUCAGGACAUUAAAAAAUCAGUGGAUCAUCUUCCACACAUGGACACCUCAAAUAAAGACUUGAAUCAGGCUCAUUCUUAUCUUCAAAAGACCCCUGAGCAUGCAUCACAGGCCCAUAGAAUGGUAGCUGAGAGCCAGUCUAUGGAGACUCAUAGUAUGCUUCAGAGCCAGCAAGGCACUCCAAUGAUGAUGGAUACCUCUCCUGAUCUGCCACUAUCACUUACCCACCAGUCUACCACUCAGCAGUCACAACUCCUGCAGUCUGUUCUUACCCAUACCCAGAGUCAGCUUCAGGCACACCAGAGAAAGGUACAAACACCUAUGGAUAUGCACCUUAUGGAGUCGCAGAGGAUUCAAGCUGAAGCACAAUCUCCUCAGUUACAAAUGCAGCUGCAGUCACAGGCUUUAGAGGCCCACUUGCAGUCACAACAAAUGCAAGCUCAUGUCCGCUCUCAGUCUAUGGAGGUACACUCUCGUUCUCAGUCAAUAGAGGCACAGCUAAUGGACUCUCAUCAGAUUCAAAAUGACCAGCAGUCCCCUCAGCUUCAGGCACAACUGCAGUCAGAACGAAUGCAAGCAGAAAUGCAGCCUGAGAGGAUGCAAGCAGCUCUUCAGUCUGAGGCCAUGGAGGGCCUUCCUCAAAAUGAUGGCAUGCAAGCUUUAUCAAGACCACAAGAAAUUCAAGACUUCCUGGAGCCUGACUUAAACUUAGAAACUCACUUAGGCCAGACUGGUUCAGUACAAAAUCAACCACAUCUUUUACCUGAUGGAGGAGAAGGUCUGAGAUUGGAUGCUGAAACAUCCCAGCAAGUACCUCAAACUCAGAUGGAGCCCAAGGAUCAGUUUGAUAGCCCAAGCCCUCAAGGAUCAAAACAACGCUUUGUUCCUUUGACUUCUAUCUGUUUUCCAGAUUCUCUUCUGCAAGAUGAAGAGAGAAGCUUUUUUCCUGGGAUGGAAGAUAUGUUCUGCCCACCCCCAUGUGGAAAUGAUGAGUUUCCUAAAACAGGUUGUGGAGAUGAUGGCUCCCAAAGCAUGGACAGAAAUGAGGCAAUGAAAAACAGCUAUGAAAUGAUGCAGACUAGCCAAAGCUAUUCAGGUUACUGCACUUCUGAAAGUAAUGACAAUCAACAGAAUGUUCACUUGGGUUUGGAUUCUGUAUCUGUAAAACAUGAACUGCCAUCCACUGUUAACACAGAACAGUUAGGGUUGAUUCAAUCAGGUCAUAGUCAGCAGUCAUCAGAGGUGAAACCUGGAUUGACCUCUCCGAUUUUCUGCUCUUCCAAACCUAAGAAACUUCUUAAAACAUCUUCAUUUCACCUGCUAAAGAAGCGGGAACCUUCUUUUCAGCCACCUAAGAAGAACUAUGCUCAGGAGUAUGAAUUUGAAGAUGAUGAAGACAAAGAAGAUGUCCCUGCAGAUAUCAGAUUAAAUAGCCGUAGACUUCCUGACCUGCUCCCAGAUUUAAUAUCUAGUUGCCGUUCACGUCCAAAUAUAAGCCCUAUGGGGGAUAUUGACUUUUGUCCACCUAAUAAUAUGGAUGGCCCUAAGCGAAGAGGAAGAAAACCUACUAAGCCCAAAAGGGAGGGUCCCCCAAGGCCUAGGGGGAGGCCACGUAUCAGACCCUUAGUAGAACCCCAUGUGAUGGUACAUGAUGGUAUUAAAAAACCACGAGGAAGAGGGAGAGGAAGAGGCAGAAGGAUGUUAGAUGAAGGAAGGGAAAGUAUGCCAAUGGAGCCACUGAAACCAAUAAAGAUUAAACUUCAGGUGCCAAAACCGAAUGAUACUUUGCAAAUGGAUCAGUCUGAAAUGCUCCCUCCUGCUCAGGAAAAUGCAUUGGACAACAGCCAGACACGGGAGAAGAUCAAGCAAAAGAUCAAGGAGGUAGAGGAAAAACAGCCAGAAAUAAAAUCAGGCUUUAUGGCCUCUUUUCUGGACUUUCUAAAGUCUGGCAAGAGACAACAGCUUCCCACUGCAAACACCAGUCCUACUAAGACUAGGCCUCCAUCUACCCCACAGGCUUCUCAGGGUUCUUAUGGCAUGACCUCGCAAAUGCUUUCUGGACCACUGGAUUCUACAGAGAGUGACAGUCUAGUGAUGAGCUGCACCAGCCCCUGCAAGCGACUAGAUGAUGAACUGAAGCGUAACUUGGAGACUCUGCCAUCCUUUUCUUCAGAUGAGGAAGACUCGGUGAGCAAAAACCAGGAUCUGCAAAAGAGUAUUUCUUCAGCUAUCUCUGCACUCUAUGAUCCCACAGACCGCAAGGAAACAGAAAGCACAGCUCCAGCAGUAGUAGAGGAAAAAGUUUCCAGCCCAGUGCCAUCUGAACCGUCCUCUCAGCAGGAACCACCUGCUCCAGUCUCACCACCAUCUCCUCAGGAGGCUGCUGCGCCGCCACCUCCGCCGCCACCACCGGAAGAACCCCCUGCCCAGCCCUCCCCUGAGCAAGAGGAACCAGAAGACACAAGACCCCUUCACCUUGCUAAGAAACAGGAGACUGCAGCCAUCUGCGGGGAAACUGAUGAGGAGGACGUAGAAAGCGACGGCGAAGGAAUCUUUAGAGAGAGAGACGAGUUUGUCAUCAGAGUGGAAGAUAUCCAGGCUUUAAAGCUUGCUCUGCAAACAGGACGUGAACCACCCCCCAUCUGGAGAGUUCAAAAAGCAUUGCUGCAGAAAUUCACCCCUGAGAUCAAGGAUGGACAGCGUCAAUUCUGUGCUACCAGCAAUUAUUUGGGCUAUUUUGGGGAUGCCAAGAACAGGUACCAGCGACUGUAUGUGAAGUUCCUUGAGAAUAUCAACAAAAAGGACUAUGUGAGGGUGUGUUCUAGGAAACCGUGGCAUCGCCCCCUUCAAACCAUGAGGAGGCAAAGUCAGACAAAACCCCCUGGAGGUAAAAGUCCUGUGGCAGUAGCAAAGCCAGAAAAAAAUGAGAAGCUGGAACGUUCUUUGAAGCUGGAGACGUUGGGUAGAUCUGAGAAAACCGAACAAGUAGAGAAAAUGGAAAAGGCCGACAGAAUGGAGAGGCAGGACAAGACAGAGGCAUCAGAGACUAUUGAGAAAGCCGAGUUUAAUCAGAAAAUAGAGAACAGAAUUGCAGAGAAGUCUGAAGAGGAGCAUGAACAACAAGGACAAGUAUCUAAUCCAGUAAAGGAUGAGUCUGCCCUACUAGAAACCGAAAAGACAGAGACGGUUAAAACAACUGAAAAAACAGAGAUACCUGUAAAGCUUGAAAAGAAUGAGAAUUUGCAGGUAAACGAGAAGGAAGAACAAACUGGGAAGACCGAAACUACUCAGCCAGUGAAAAAAGAAAAGAUAGUGCAUCCAGCAAAGCCAGAAAAAACGGAGCCACUCGUAAAAACUGAUAAUGUAGAGCCGACUAUAAAUCCUGAAAAGGUUGAGACAGUUGCCAAGUCAGAGAAGUCUGAACCUGUAAAAAAGUCAGAGAAGAGUGAGACUUUUGUAAAAUCAGAGAAGAAGGCUUCAGUUGGAAGGCAAGAGAAGUCUGAACCAAACGUAAGGCAAGAGAAGCUCGAGGUAAUGGGCAAGGUAGAAAAGACUGACUGCGUAGGAAAGUCUCUUCCAGUAGAAAAUCAAGAGAAAGAUGAGACAAGAGAGUCAGCAGAGAAGAUUGAGCCAGUUUUAAAGACUGAAAAACACCGGAAACGAGUACAAGUCGAAUCAGCUAGAAAAUCAGAAUCAGCUAGAAAAUCAGAAUCAGCUAGAAAAUCAGAAUCAGCUAGAAAAUCAGAAUCAACUAGAAAAUCAGAAUCAACUAGAAAAUCAGAAAAGCCCGAACCAACAGAGAAACCAGCUGGGACUGAGCUGGUAAAGAGGCCUGAAAAGGAGGAGCUUAAAGAUAUGGGAGCAAGGACAGAUAAGACAGAGAAAAGAAUGAGAACAGAUAAGGCAGAGGUGGGCAUAAAAGCAGACCAGGCAGAGGUGGGCAUAAAAGCAGACCAGGCAGAGGUGGGCGUAAAAGCAGACCAGGCAGAGGUGGGCGUAAAAGCAGACCAGGCAGAGGUGGGCGUAAAAGCAGACCAGGCAGAGGUGGGCGAAAAAGCAGACCAGGCAGAGGUGGGCGUAAAAGCAGACCAGGCAGAGGUGGGCGUAAAAGCAGACCAGGCAGAGGUGGGCGUAAAAGCAGACCAGGCAGAGGUGGGCGUAAAAGCAGACCAGGCAGAGGUGGGCGUAAAAGCAGACCAGGCAGAGGUGGGCGUAAAAGCAGACCAGGCAGAGGUGGGCGUAAAAGCAGACAAGGCAGAGGUGGGCGUAAAAGCAGACAAGGCAGAGAAAUCUGAAAAAACUACCAAGAUGGAUCGGUUAGAUAAAGCCGCAAAGGUGGACUGCAUGGACAAAGGAGGAAAGCUUGUGGAAUGUCCAGAAAGACCCAAGUCAGAAAGAACAGAAAAAAACAACAAGGUGGACAAAUCAGAAAAAACAAGCAGGGCAGAGAGAGCAGAAAAAUCUACCAGGGCAGAGCGGUCAUCUAAAAAAGACAGAGCAGACAGGCCAUCAAGAAUGGAGAAACCUGAAAGGCCUGAAAAAAUGCCUAAGUUAGAAAAGGUGGAAAAGUCACCAAAACUUGAAAAGGUAUCAAAGAAUGAUAAAAUUGAAAAACCUGAGAAGAUAACAAGGGCAGAGAGAACAGAAAGGAAUGUUAAAGUAGAAAAGGUAGAGCUGUCACCAAAAGUUGCACUGAAACCCAAACAAAAACAGUCAAAAGUGAAAGCGGAACCACCACCCAAGAAGAGAAAAAAAUGGCUGAAGGAAGUGCCAUCCUCUUCUGAUUCUGACUCUUCUCCUGACCAGCAGAGUGAGGAAGAACGCGUUCCUGUGGGUCGUGUAUUAAAUACAAGAGCCAUGAAAGAAAUGUACAGGAGUUACAUAGAGAUGUUAGUGAGCACAGCGCUGGAUCCAGAUAUGAUACAAGCAUUGGAGGACACUAGUGAUGAACUUUACCUUCCACCUAUGAGAAAACUUGACAGCAUUUUAAACGACCACAAGAAGAAAGUGCUGAAAAAGGUCUCUCUGAGCUCAUCUAUACAGGAGACGCUCCAUACGUUCCCACAACUUCAAAAAGACACGUCGGGCUCUGCUGUCAAAAUGAGGCCUGGAGGAGAACCCUAUAACCGAAAAACACUUAACAAGUUAAAAAAGAAUGUAUCUAAACCACAGGAAUUUAAGGUGGAUUCUGAAAAGUCACUUUUUUACUCUCUGUACCAUUCCUUGCAUCACUACAAGUUUCACACCUUCCUCCGCUGCAAGCAAGAGACCAACUCGAUUGAGGAGCAGAAUGAUGACUUAGGGCAGGAAGAAGUUGUUCAGCAGUGCAUGAGGAACCAGCCAUGGCUUGAAAAACUCUUCGACUCCUUUAUUGACCUACUCACGCAAGCACAGAAUAAGUGUGCGUGAUCUAAUGGAGAACAUUUGUGAAAAACAACACAUACAAAGAAACAAACAGGAAUUCUAGUCCUAAAAAUAAAUGACUCUAAAGAUGAGAGCGAGACAUGCCACGCUGAAAAUACCAAGGAUUUUAUCCCAGACUUACCCUAUUGCUAUGGCAAGUAGCUGAGGCAAUGAGCUAUGAGGGGAAGGUAUCAUAUAAGUCUUGCAGUCUUCAACUUGGCUAUAUAGGCCAACCUUGGGCCUUUGGAUCAUGAAGCUCUUUGGAUCAAGGUGGUUCUGUCUUUCUCUUGACUUGUCUUCUUCCUUUGUUCUGUACCCUUCUCUCCAUCAGGUGGAGGUCUAGCUGUCUAUUGUUACUAUUUUCAUUCUUCGCUCCACAUGCCAUCCCGUGAUGCCGUAUGGAAGAUUUUUGGCUCCGUCUUCUGCUCAGAUCCGCUUCCACUGACUGACAAAGUCUGACAGGAGCAGGCAGAGUGACUUUUUUGCCCCUCAUUAUUUAUUGGGAAGCGUGUGUGUAUGUGUUGUGUGUAUGGAAGAGCCAGAAUUCUGGUUGAUUGGGGUGGCGGACAUUGCGAUUUUGGAUUAACAAAUCUUUUUAAUAUUUUUUGGCAUGUAAAUAAACAAAUAAGCUGCUCAAAUUUCACUGCCAAUUGCAGUAUGGUCACACUAAAGAUUACCUUAUUGGUGACAAAGUGUUAGUAAUAACCACAAAAUAUCUUGUGUCACAGUUCAUUAUGUCUAAUUGGUUGUACCUUUUUUCUAAACAUAUCUUGUAAUCUUAUAGCUGCUACAAAAACUAGCAACAAUUUAGUGAAAAUGCAUCAUUCCACCCAAAACACAUUUGUUUUACUUCAAACCUAGAAAGUGACAGCUUUUCUGACUAUGAAACUGAAUUUUGUUAGAGCUAAAAACUGAAUUUAAUGAUCUGCAUUAUUAUGGCCUUCUAGACAAACUGUUUUAUUAAUAUAUUGUUUUCAUAAAUUAUGACUACAUACAGUUGGCCAAGCCAGAGUUCAUUGACUCCACCAGUUGUUGUUUUUUUAUGAGUGGAGCAAAACUAAAGUGUAGUAUUCUGACAAAGUGCCAUGUUUAAGCUUUAGAGUGCAAUAUGGUGUGUUAACACCAACAGUUAUAUGCUUAAAGAGUUACUAUACAUUAAAAUGCAUUAAUACUUAAUAAUUUAGUUAGGAUCCGCUAGAUUUUAGAUUAAUAAUUUGAUCUGGGCAGAAAAGCUUUGUUAAUCCAAUAUCAGAUUUUUUUAAUUAAUUAAAUUACUGAGUGUACCUACAUUCAGUGUUCUUGUUGGGUUAUUUUAUGUCACUAUAUAUUUUGUUACAUCCCAUAACACAAAAAUAGUGUUAUUUACAUUUUUAUUUUUAAUGUCUCUUUAGCAGAAGCUGAAACUAAGCUCAGAGUGAUAUUUCUGUUGUAUUUACACCAAUGCUUCUGGAAGGUAACACAAGGUGUAAUGCUUUGUGUGUCGACAGGUAUUGACUUAUAUAUAAUUGCAAAGUAUUGCUGGUUCUUCUGUUAGUGAAAAUACUAAUGGUUUAAAAACCCUCCCCCUUUAUCUUCAGUAGUGUUUAUUUGCUAAAAAAAAAACCUUCCUCUCAUUCCUGCACUCUGGCAUAUUUUAUUUAAAGUUUUUACUCACACAAAAAUGCAGAUAUUCAGCUUUCCAUCACGGAGUGAAACACAUUUCACAUGGAUUUCUUCUUAGGCAGGUGGGGUGGGAGGAAAAUGUAUUUUUCUCCCUAAAGGUUAGAGGAAAACAAAAACAAAAAAAAAGAAAAAAAUGCUAGCUAUUUUUUUAAAGUCAUUGUUUUAACAUUAUUUAAGCAUUUCUGCAUAGUAUGUAUACCCCAUUUUCAUUAUUAUUCUUGUGCUUAGAUGAAAUGUUAAAAUCAUAUUUUCCCAGUUUGUUGAAAGGAAGAAUUUAUUGGGGAGAUGAACUGUGUGUGUGUAUUUUUUUUUAACUUACUGUAUAUACUGUAUAGGAGAAAAAAAUCUAUGUACAAUAUUGUAUUUGACUAUAUCUAAUUGAUAAUGAUAAUGUUGCCUAGAUGUGAAGUGUUCAGUUCAACUGAACGUGAAUUAGUAUUUUGCUCAGAAAAAAAGAAACUAGACAGAAAAAAAAAUAGAAAAAAAAUGAGAUACCUAAAUGAAAUGAGAACGGCUUUUUUCCCUUUCCCAGUUAUUUCAUUACUGCAUUGUUUGUUUGUUUGUUUUCUUGAAAAAUAACAAACCAAACUAGCAAAGUUAUAAUAUAUGAUCAUUUGUGCAUGGUUAUUUCAUUUAUUGACAAGCAGGAUGUUGGUAUAUGUAAAAUUUAAUGCAGGAUAUGAUGUCUCAAUGCACUGUGAUUAGAUUAUAUCGGUAUAUGAGAGGAAAGUGUUUCAAAUGGAAAGGCACAAGACCACUUACUCUGUCUGAAAUAUGUUUUAUUUGUAAAUUACUUUCUUUUUCUUUUAUUGUCAUUCAUAUAUGUGGGCAUAUUUCCUAGUAAAGUCCUCUAGUAGUCUUGUCUCCUUAUAUAGCAUUACCGUAUUUGUGUGUCUCUGACAUUCAUUGUGAAUCUCGCCUUACCAUUAAUACUUCUGGAACAGGCACAUUCGCGACAGCCUUUCCUGAUGAAGCAGAAAAAUAAUGAAAGACGUAGACGCCAUGCACUUUGUUUCUGUGAUUUUACAACUUUAGGAAUUAUGUCUAAAUAUAACAAUAUGUAAAACAGUUCUUAAUAUUUUUGACAACGCUAAAAGUUAAUAGAAAAAUAUGGUUUGUUAGUGCUUUUAAAUCUGAAAUAUGUUGUGAGGCCACACAAAAAAAAGUCAUCAAUAUUAAAAACAAGUUAUUCAAUGUGA